AUGACAAAUAAUGCCGAACAGAAGAAAACUGAAGAAGAUAAGCAGAACAUUGCCCAGAAGUCAAUCAAAGAGGAGGACUUGGAAAUCAUUGCCCAGAAGUCAAUCAAAGAGGAGGACUCCGAAAGACCGCAAUCUGGGUUAAAGAAAAAAAAGAAGCAUGACAAGUGUGAAAAGAUUUCAAAAGGAUCCAAGCCAGAAGACAAAGCUUUGAAGUCGAUCAAAAGGAAGAAGGCAGAGGUAUCGCUGACUGGGCUAAUCGAAGAGGUUGUUCCAGUAAAGAAAGUCCAAUUUCAGAAACAGGAUCAAGAUAGUUGUGAGAAGAAUUCGGAAGACAAGGAGAUCAACUUCAGUGAAGAGUUUAAAAGCAUUUCGCAGAAGCAAGUACAGCAAGAAGAAGAUAAGCAGAACAUUUUGAAAGAAAUUCAAGAUAACCUCGAAAAGAAAUCGAGAGGAUCCAGCCCAGAAAGUAUUGCCCAGAAGUCAAUCAAAGAGGAGGACUCCGAAAGACCGCAAUCUGGGUUAAAGAAAAAAAAGAAGCAUGACAAGUGUGAAAAGAUUUCAAAAGGAUCCAAGCCAGAAGACAAAGCUUUGAAGUCGAUCAAAAGGAAGAAGGCAGAGGUAUCGCUGACUGGGCUAAUCGAAGAGGUUGUUCCAGUAAAGCAAGUCCAUUUUCAGAAACAGAAUCAAGAUAGUUGUGAGAAGAAUUCGGAAGACAGCGAAAAGUUUGAAAGCAUUUCACAGAAGCAAAUAGAGCAAAUUAUUAAUAAUGGUGAGCAGAAGAAAACUGAAGAAGAUAAGCAGAACAUUUUAAAAGAAAUUCAAGAUAACCUAGAAGAGAAAUCCAGAGGAUCCAAGCCAGAAAUCAUUGCCCAGAAGUCAAUCAAAGAGAAGGACUCCGAUAGAUCGCAUUCUGGGUUAAAGAAAAAAAAGAAGCAUGACAAAUGUGAAAAGAUUUCGAAAGGAUCUAAGUCAGAAAGCAAAGCUUUGAAGUCAAUCAAAAGGAAGACAGAAGAGGCAUCGCUGACAAAGUUAAUCGAAGAUGUUGUUCCAGUAAAGCAAGUCCUUUUUGAGAAACAUAAUCAAGACAGUUGUGAGAAGAAAUCGGAAGACAAGCGGGACAACUUCAAGGAAAAUUUAAAAAAAGCAAAGUUCGAAAACAUUGAACAGGAGACAAUUCAGCAAUCCAUUAAUGACCAAAAGAAAAAUUCUUUGACAUUGCAAGACAUAAUUCAAAACCAGAAUAAAGAAAACAAAAAUCACAAAAUGUUAAAGGAAAAUCAGGACACUUACGUGAAGAUUUCGAAAGGAUCCAAGCCAGGCAACACAAAUUUGAAGUCAAUUGAAGAAAUUGUUCCAGUAAAGCAAGUAAUGGUUCAAAAACGGGAUCAAGAUAAUGAAAGAAGUUCAGCCAUCGGAAUCUGGCUUAAUCGGAAGGAUUGUUCUAAUAAAACCAGUCGCAAUUUGUAA
This is a messenger RNA of Drosophila sulfurigaster albostrigata, 1467 nucleotides long. Its product is annotated as triadin-like. Lineage: Eukaryota; Metazoa; Arthropoda; Insecta; Diptera; Drosophilidae. The transcript has 3 exons. The coding region runs from base 1 to 1467 and encodes 488 amino acids. The record is from RefSeq and is a predicted model, not a curated record.